AUGCCCUUAAGUGAAAAGAUGUAUCUUUUGAGCACAUUUGGAUUAAAUCCAAAAACCACUAUUGCUGCUACCAGCCUGCCACCACCACCACCCUAUAGUUGCUGUCACCACUGUUGCCACCACCAACACCCCACUGAUGCUGUCACAACCCUCACAACCACCAUCUUGCAAGUAAACACGACUCUUAUAUUUCUUUCUUCUUGUUCAAGUCCUCUGAAGAUUUUUCAUUUUGAAACUACAAAUGGUCAGUUACCAAUGGAUGUUCCAAAUACUGAAUGCCUUAAAAAUGAUGUGAAAGAUGUUUGA
Messenger RNA from Lactuca saligna, 306 nucleotides. The record is from the annotation of a GenBank genome assembly. NCBI's taxonomy places the organism in Eukaryota, Viridiplantae, Streptophyta, Magnoliopsida, Asterales, Asteraceae.